Messenger RNA from Hydra vulgaris (swiftwater hydra), 903 nucleotides. RefSeq lists its product as uncharacterized. NCBI's taxonomy places the organism in Eukaryota, Metazoa, Cnidaria, Hydrozoa, Anthoathecata, Hydridae. The record is from RefSeq and is a predicted model, not a curated record.
AUGUCUGGCAUUCAUUCAGGAGUACAAACCAGAAUUAAAGAAUUUAAUCUAAAAGCAAUAUUUGUGCCUUGUGCUAACCAUUCGCUUAAUUUAUGUGGCGUACAUGCUUUUGGUAGUGUUUCUAAGGUCCUAAAAGAAACCGUUGGAGUGACAGUGAAGAGACUUAAUGAUACCAGGUGGAGUGCUCAUCACGAUGGCGUGAAACCAAUCUUCAAACAUUUCGAAAAGUUGGUUAAGGCUGUGGAAAAGCUUUGUGAUGCUUCUGAAAACUUAGAUACGAGAGGAGCAGAGGAGGUGUUGAUGACAAACAUUUGUAACUUAAAUUUCCUUUGUUUCUUGCAUUUGUGGUACCACAUUCUACUCGAGGUGAAUCAUGCCCAAAAAUAUCUUCAAAUAGAAGUUAUUAGCUUGGAAAAGUGUGUUUUGAAGCUGAAAAGCUUGAAUACCUUUUUAGUAGAGAAUCGAAAAGUUCUGGUCCAUAAUGCCGUAGAAUAUGCGACCCAGACUUGUGCUGAAAUUGGCAUUGAUAUUGAAAGCAGAAAACGCAAGCGAGUGAAAAAGAUGAUGCCAGGAAAAAUUACUAAAGAUACAGGUUUAACUCCACCUGAAAAAUUGAAGCGUACUAUGUUCGAGUGCAUUGACCAUUUUUAUGUAGAAUUAGAAAAACGUUUGACCUCGAUGAACACUGUGUAUAAAAAGUUUGCUGUUGAACACAAAGGUAAUCUUUUGAAGGCAACUGAUGAAGAAAUUGUAACCUAUGCACAUCAGUUUUCAGAAACUUUCAAUGAUAUAGAGGAGGAAGAAAUGCUGCCUGAAGUAAAGAGGCUGAAAAGACAUCUGAAGGCUUCUGGCAUCAAAUUAGACAUUGCAGCUGCAUGGACAUCUUUAAAAAAAAUGCUUUAG